Papaver somniferum (opium poppy) is the source of this 3005-nucleotide messenger RNA. RefSeq names its product probable LRR receptor-like serine/threonine-protein kinase At1g67720. Lineage: Eukaryota; Viridiplantae; Streptophyta; Magnoliopsida; Ranunculales; Papaveraceae. Gene Ontology annotation, biological process: protein phosphorylation. The transcript has 14 exons. Gene Ontology annotation, molecular function: ATP binding; protein binding; protein kinase activity. The coding region runs from base 142 to 2967 and encodes 941 amino acids. The record is from RefSeq and is a predicted model, not a curated record.
AACAGUUAAACGGAAAGAUAUGAGGGUGAGUGGAAGGGUGAUGGGAGAUAAGUCUGAAUCUUAAGUGCAACAAUGUUAAGAAAGUAGGAAGUUAAGCACAAAAAAGAUCCCGAAAUAUCAAUUGUUGCUCGUGGAAGUUUAAUGGGUCUAAUCUCUUGCAUUCUAAUUUUGUUUCUUCAUUCAGCUCCUUCUGCUUUAGCCCAAGUUAACGAGUUUAUCAGUAUUGAUUGUGGAGCGACAAGUGAUUACACUGAUCCAAGCACUGGAUUACAAUGGAUUUCGGAUACAGGUUUAUUUCGUCAUGGUACGGUAGUCGAAAUUGAUAGCCCAAACAGAGACAUUUCACAACACUGGAGACGUCGAGAUUUCCCUGCUGACAGCAAAAAGUAUUGUUAUACAUUAAGAACAACCAAGAGAAGACGGUAUCUUGUCCGGGCUACAUUCCAGUAUGGCAACUCGGGAAACGGAGAUCCAUAUCCCAAAUUUCAGCUCUACUUGGAUGCUACUAUGUGGUCAACUGUGACUAUAUUUGAUGCUUCAAGGGUCUACGUUGAAGAAAUGAUUGUCAAAGCACCUUCUAGUUUAAUCAAUGUGUGUCUGUGUUGUGCAUCGACUGGUUCUCCAUUCAUCUCUACUCUUGAACUUCGACCGUUAAAUCUUUCAAUGUAUACCACAGACUAUGAGGAUGAUUUCUUCCUCAAUGUUGCGGCAAGAGUAAACUUUGGAGCUCCAACAAAAGAUGCAGUGAGGUACCCAGAUGACCCCUAUGACCGUAUAUGGAACUCGGAUCUCGAAAAGAGGCAGAACUACCUGGUUGGUGUGGCUACCGGAACUGAAAGGAUCAGUACUUCUAAGAAAAUAGAAAUGAAAACACGAGAAUUUCCACCUAAUAAGGUAAUGCAAACAGCAGUAGUGGGUUCCGGUGGAAGUCUUAGCUACAGGUUGAACCUUGAUGGUUUUCCAGCUAAUGCCAGAGCAUAUGCGUACCUAGCCGAAAUCGAAGACUUGGGUAUUAAUGAAACUCGGAAAUUCAAAAUGGAGCAACCUCAUGUUCCUGGCGGUUAUAACAACGUCGUGGUAAAUAUCGCUGAGAAUGCAAACGGGAGCUACACACUUUACGAACCUAGCUACAUGAAUAUAUCGUUAGACUUUGUUUUGUCAUUUUCAUUCGUUAAGACUCAGGACUCUACACGUGGUCCACUUCUAAAUGCUAUAGAAAUCUGUAAAUAUGUGCAGAUUAUACCAAAGACAGAUAACAAAGAUGCUAUUGUACUGGAUGCCUUUAGAGACAUAUCCAAAGGAAGUAACUGGACUCAUGCAGAAGGUGAUCCUUGUAUCCCAACUAACUGGGAAUGGGUUGCUUGCAGUUCGAGCUCACCACCAAGGAUCACAAAAAUAGUUCUAUCAGGAAAAAAGUUAAAGAGUGAGAUUCCAAUAGAGAUUAAGUACAUGGAGGGUCUAAAGGAGCUGUGGCUGGACGGUAACUGCUUGACUGGGCAAAUCCCUGACCUAAGUAAUCUGAUUAAUUUGACGAUUAUUCACCUAGAGAACAACAGACUCACUGGCCCAAUACCUUCGUACCUUGGUUACCUACCUAAUUUACGAGAAUUGCAUGUUCAGAACAACUCUUUCAGAGGGGAGAUACCUUCAGCAUUGCUAACUAAGAGGCUGAUAUUCAAUUAUGGUGGAAAUCCUGAACUUUUUCAAAAGGGGGAGCACAGCAAGAACCUUAAGUUAAUAAUUGGUGCUUCAUUUGGGGCAAUUGUAAUAAUUGUUCUUAUGCUGUCAGGAAGCUCGAUACUAUUGUGCAAUUGUCGAAGGCCGACACCUCAACCGAAAGUUAGUGAAACAAGUAAUUCACUGAGAGCUACCUCCAAGCCUUCAACAGCCUAUUCUCUGGUGCGACCAGGAUCUUUGAUUGAUGAUGGCCUAGACGUAGCCUACCAUAUAACGUUCUCCGAGAUAGAAGAAGCUACUCUCAAUUUUUCAAAACAAAUAGGGAGGGGAAGUUUUGGACCUGUCUAUUACGGUAAAUUGAAAGAUGAAAAAGAAGUUGCGGUUAAGAUCUUGGCUGAGGAAUCUAUCCAAGGAAACCAGCAAUUUGUAAAUGAGGUUUCUCUCUUGUCACGAAUUCACCAUAAGAAUUUGGUUCCUUUAGUUGGAUACUGCGAAGAAGCAAGCCAGAGAAUUCUAGUUUAUGAAUACAUGCACAAUGGGACUCUACGUGAUCAUAUACAUGGUUCUGGCAAUCAGAAGCACGUGGAUUGGUUAUCUCGUCUUUCUAUCGCAGAAGAUGCAGCAAAAGGUCUAGACUACUUACAUACUGGGUGCAAUCCAAGCAUUAUUCAUCGAGACGUAAAAACGAGUAAUAUCCUCCUUGACAUCAAUAUGAGAGCAAAAGUGUCAGAUUUUGGUCUCUCAAGACAAACUGAUGAAAACUUUACCCACGUUUCAAGUCUUGCAUGUGGAACAGUUGGUUACCUAGAUCCUGAGUAUUAUAGAAAUCAACAAUUAACUGAAAAGAGUGACGUUUACAGUUUUGGGGUUGUUCUACUCGAACUAAUUUCAGGAAGAAAACCUUUUUCAGCUCAAGAUUAUGGACCUGAAUGGAACAUUGUUCACUGGGCAAGAUCACUAAUACAUAAAGGAGAUGUGACAAGUAUAGUAGACCCAACAUUAGCAGGGACAAUAAAGCUUGAAUGUUUAUGGAGAAUAGCUGAAAUUGCAAUUCUAAGUGUUGAAAAACAUGGGGUUUCAAGACCAAAAAUGCAAGAGAUAGUAUUAGCAAUUCAAGAAACAAUUAAGAUUGAAAAGGAAAAUAAAAAAAGAAAUUACCUAGCAGCAUCAUCAUCUCGUGAGGAUGGUUCAGAUAAGCUGCAACACUCCUCUACAUCUUCUCAUGAUCAUCCGAUCAAUAUUGAAUGUCUUGAUUUAUCAACUAGAUGUUUAAAUCCAUCUGCAAGAUAAUGAAUUUUUACUAAUGGAAUCUAACUUCUUGGUGUUCA